UUUCCUCCCUCAGCGCCAUUUUGUGGCUGCGAGACCCGCAAAUAAAGGCUCUCGCCAGCGCUGCGGCGGGAGGAGCGCGGGGGCGCCGGCGGCGGCGCGGCCUCGGCCUGGGUGACUGGCGGCGCCCGCGCAGCCUCGGGCUGGGAAGGGUGCAAGAUGACCAACGAAGAACCUCUUCCUAAAAAGGUCCGAUUGAGUGAAACAGACUUCAAAGUUAUGGCACGGGAUGAGUUAAUUCUAAGAUGGAAACAAUAUGAAGCAUAUGUUCAAGCUCUGGAGGGAAAGUACACAGAUCUUAAUUCAAACGAUGUGACUGGUUUAAGGGAAUCUGAAGAAAAACUAAAGCAGCAACAGCAGGAGUCUGCACGCAGGGAGAACAUUCUUGUCAUGCGGCUAGCAACCAAGGAGCAGGAGAUGCAAGAGUGCACUACUCAAAUCCAGUACCUCAAGCAAGUUCAGCAGCCGAGUGUGGCCCAACUGAGAUCUACAAUGGUAGACCCAGCGAUCAACUUGUUUAAAGAGCUUUGUCUUCAUUUUGUGAUGAUGGGCUCUUUCCUUUGCAGCCAAACAGGCAAAAAGUUAAUGGCGAAGUGUCGAAUGCUUAUCCAGGAGAACCAAGAGCUUGGAAGGCAGCUGUCCCAGGGCCGUAUUGCACAGCUUGAAGCAGAAUUGGCUUUACAGAAGAAAUAUAGUGAGGAGCUUAAAAGCAGUCAGGAUGAAUUGAACGACUUCAUCAUUCAACUUGACGAAGAAGUAGAGGGUAUGCAGAGCACCAUUCUAGUUCUUCAGCAACAAUUGAAGGAGACACGACAGCAGUUGGCCCAGUACCAGCAGCAGCAGUCUCAAGCUUCAGCUCCAAGUACCAGCAGGACUACAUCUUCUGAACCUGUAGAUCAGGCAGAGGCCACAAGCAAAGACUGCAGUCGUCUGGCAAAUGGACCAAGUAAUGGCAGCUCCUCCCGCCAGAGGACGUCUGGGUCUGGAUUUCACAGGGAGGGGAGCACACCUGAGGAUGACUUUCCUUCUUCUUCAGGGAAUGGUAAUAAGGCCUCCAACAGCUCAGAGGAGAGAACUGGCAGAGGAGGUAGUAGUUACAUAAACCCACUCAGUGCGGGGUAUGAAAGUGUAGACUCUCCCACGGGCAGUGAAAACUCUCUCACACAUCACUCAAAUGACACAGACUCCAGUCAUGACCCUCAAGAGGAGAAAGCAGUGAGUGGGAAAGGUAAUCGAACUGUGGGUUCCCGCCAUGUUCAGAAUGGCUUGGACUCAAGUGUAAAUGUACAGGGUGCAGUUUUGUAAUAUUUUUCCAGUAAAUUUUUAUACAGUGUCAUUUAAUUGGGGAAAGGAUACUGUCAAACAAUUAAUGCAUACUUUUGUCACAAUUUACCUUUUUGUGGGUGUGUUUUUGUUUUGUUUGGUUCCCUUUUUUUUUUUUUUUUUUUUUUCCCUUUUUUUUUUUUUUUUUUUUUUAAUUGCUUCAAUACCUCUGCCACUUUGAAAAUUGUAACAGUUAAUUACUUUGAACGUUGCUAAAAGGACAUUUUGCAUUUUGUGUGGGGUCAAGUUAUUUUUAUAUGAGUUAAUGUGAAGUUGUAAAUGGGAAUCUAUAGCAAUGACGUCUGUAUAAAUCUGUGUCUAUCUAGAACUUGUGCUGUCAGGGCACUCUUCCUCACGCUGUUGUUACUCAUGCACCAUUCAGACUUGUUAGAGUAGAUGUGGGUUUAGGACUGCCCAGUUUGCCCAGUAUAGUAGUUUUUAUCACUAAAAAGUUGGACUUGGAGUCCUAUAGUAGUUUCAGCGUUAGAUAAAAGUUUUUCCACCAUACAUCUGUGCAUUCAUCUUUAGGUGACUGAAUGUUAAGGAAUCUGUGUGCAUAGUUAAUAAGUUUUUAUAAACUGUUGUGUCCUGUUAAUGCAUAUUGCCCUGUGACUCCAGUAUAUCUCACCUGUACUGACCAAACCUAAAUAAAAAUUUUUAUUACGA
Messenger RNA from Mus pahari (shrew mouse), 1986 nucleotides. It is a transcript of the gene Wtap, whose product is annotated as WT1 associated protein. The transcript has 8 exons. The record is from RefSeq and is a predicted model, not a curated record. Gene Ontology annotation, biological process: regulation of alternative mRNA splicing, via spliceosome. The coding region runs from base 157 to 1302 and encodes 381 amino acids. Gene Ontology annotation, cellular component: nucleus. NCBI's taxonomy places the organism in Eukaryota, Metazoa, Chordata, Mammalia, Rodentia, Muridae.